This is a messenger RNA of Tricharina praecox, 813 nucleotides long. RefSeq lists its product as uncharacterized. Bases 1 to 813 code for a protein of 270 amino acids. The record is from RefSeq and is a predicted model, not a curated record. Gene Ontology annotation, molecular function: oxidoreductase activity, acting on NAD(P)H, oxygen as acceptor. The transcript is spliced from 3 exons. Gene Ontology annotation, cellular component: intracellular anatomical structure. NCBI's taxonomy places the organism in Eukaryota, Fungi, Ascomycota, Pezizomycetes, Pezizales, Pyronemataceae.
AUGUCCACCGUAACCAAGUACACCGCGCGCGACGGCGACGCCGUGCUCCCACUCUUCAGCCUUCGCGGCAAGACCUGCAUCGUGACGGGCUCUGGGGCCGGAAUCGGCUACGCAGUCGCGCAGGCCUUCGCCGAAGCCGGCGGCAACGUCGCCUUCCUGUACAACUCUAACCCGAAGACCGUCGAGCGCGCGGCCGAGACCGCAGAGAAGUACGGCGUCGUCUGCAAGGCGUACAAGCUCGACGUCACUAGCCAGCAGGAGGUCGAGAAAACCGUCGACCAGGUCGUAGAAGACUUCAACGGCCGCCUCGACGUCUUCGUGGCUAAUGCUGGCAUUCCCUGGACUAAGGGCCCGAUCAUCGAGGCCAACGACCACGCACACUACACAGCCGUCGUCUCGACGGAUCUCGAUAGCGUGUACUUCUCGGCGCACGCAGCCGGCAAGCACUUCCAGCGGCAGGGGUGCGGCUCCUUCGUAGCGACCGCGUCUAUGUCCGGCCACAUCGUGAACCUUCCGCAAGCGCAGGCGGUGUACAACGCGGCGAAGGCGGGUGUGAUCCACAUGUGCAAGUCCUUGGCCGUGGAGUGGGCCGGCUUCGCCCGCGUAAACACUGUCAGCCCUGGCUACAUCGCCACGGAGAUCUCAAGCUUUGUGCCCGACGAGACGAAGAAGAUCUGGCAUGAGAAGACUCCUAUGCGAAGGGAGGGACUGGCCAAUGAGCUCAAGGGCGCGUACCUCUACUUUGCGAGCGAUGCGAGUACUUUCACUACUGGGAGUGAUCUGAUUGUUGAUGGAGGUUACUGUGCUCCUUAA